AUGAAAGAAAUACUUUCAACCUUUCUACCUUCCGUUGAAGAAAUAGUUGAAGGUAUAGAAAGUAAAUUUACAAAAAGAUUCAUAGAUCCAAAUCAAGUUGGAGGUACAGUUGGAGAUACAGUUGAAAAUGGUGUUGAUAAAGCAAAAGAGUUUGGUUCAAAUGCAGGAGAUACAGUAUCAAAUACAGCAGGAGAUGUCAUUAACAAAAUAAAUGAACUAUCACCAACAAUGCUGGAUAUCAUAGCAUUAUUGUUCCUUUCUACAUUCUUUGUUGCACUUUCUUUAACCUUUGAUAUGUUAUUAUUUGUGUGGGUGUUCAAAGCCGUUGCAUUAAUACCUGGUCUUGGUCAACAAAAAACUGGAUCUGGAAUUCAUUUAGCUGCUUGGAGCUUAAUUUUUUUAACAGUAGCUACAAUAUUGAUGAUGAUUGGUGUGUGUAACAAAAUGUGUAUUAGUGGCAUUGUCAAAAAACUUAGGAGAAACAAAUUAUCACCAAGUGAUGAAAAAAAUCAAACAUUAACUAAAAUCACAUAUGUUCAAGGAAUGAAUGUAUUAGCAGCACCUUUCUUAUUUGUGAUGCCAGAAUUAGAUGCAUUUUAUUCAUUUUCAGCGUUUAUUCAACAUUUUUGUCCAUUAUAUGUCACACCUAAUUUAGAAGGUUUGUUGGAUAAAUGCCUAGAAAUUAUUGAUUCAAAUUUAUUCAUUUAUUUAAAAUCGAAAAAUCUUACGGCUGAAAUUUAUGCAUUUCCAUCUGUUCUUACGUUCUGUGCAUGUACACCACCACUUGAUCAAGUAUUGAAACUUUGGGAUUUUUUAUUUGCUUAUGGGGUACACUUGAAUAUUUUAUAUUCUAUAAAUGCAUUGCGAUUAUUGUUACUUUUUGGUGGAUAA
This is a messenger RNA of Entrophospora sp. SA101, 891 nucleotides long. NCBI's taxonomy places the organism in Eukaryota, Fungi, Glomeromycota, Glomeromycetes, Entrophosporales, Entrophosporaceae. The record is from the annotation of a GenBank genome assembly.